UGCAAGGCGAGCCUAUGGUCGCCGCCGCCGGUCGACAAGGCCCGGGAAGACGCGCUGUCACCGCCGCCGGGGAAGCAAUGCGGCUCUGUUGGUUGCUGCAGGCAUGAGCGGCUCUGGCGAUGGUCUCAAGAUGUCUUUCAAGAAGGAGACACCGCUUGCAAAUGCUGCAUUCUGGGCUGCAAGGAAGGGAAACUUGGCGCUCCUUCAGCUCUUGUUGAAUAGUGGGCGUGUCGACGUAGACUGCAAAGACAGUCUUGGUUCAACAGCCCUUAUGGUUGCGUCGUUCUAUGGCCACAAAGAAUGUGUGCGAGAAUUGGUGCUGCAAGGAGCCGAUAUUAAUCUCCAGAGAGAGUCUGGUGCCACUGCCCUGUUCUUUGCUGCACAACAAGGCCAUAAUGAUAUUGUGAAGUUUCUCUUUGAGUAUGGAGCCUCCACAGAGUUUAAAACCAAAGAUGGAGGCACUGCCCUGUUAGCUGCCUGUCAGUAUGGACAUAUGAGAGUGGUGGAAACUUUACUGAAGCAUGGGGCCAAUGUUCAAGACCAGCUUUAUGAUGGAGCUACUGCCCUUUUCCUGGCUGCUCAAGGAGGUUUCCUGGAUUUAAUUCGGUUAUUACUGUCUUCAGGAGCAAAAGUCAACCAGCCAAGGCAGGAUGGGACAGCUCCUUUGUGGAUAGCCUCCCAGAUGGGUCACAGCGAGGUAGUGAGAGUCAUGCUGCUCCGAGGGGCAGACCGAGAUGCAGCUAGGAGCGAUGGCACAACUGCUUUACUUAAAGCUGCAAACAAAGGAUAUAGUGAAGUUAUAGAGGAAUUACUUAAAUUCUCCCCUGCACUUGGCUUAUUGAAGGCAAGUAUUGAGAACAUUUUUGGGAUGCUAAAAACAUUGCUUUCCCUUCUCCUCUUGAACCCUUUCUGCAUUGCUGAUAAAAAUGGAACAUCAGCUCUCCAUGCAGCAGUUCUCGGUGGCAGUGCCAGAGCAGUAGGACUUCUCUUGGAAGCGGGAGCAGAUCCAUGCCUUAGGAACAAGAAAAACGAGCUGCCUUCGGACCUAACAAAAAACGAACGCAUCCUACGGCUCCUGCAGUACAAAGAAAAGCAUAGAAGGAACUAAGGCAGCUUUGUGUCUCAAGAGAGCUGCUGAGCCCUGUCCAGACUAGCCCUCAAGCAAAGCUGCUUUUCCUGCGGAACUGGAGCUGUUUUCCUGGGCUCAAGCAUGUCGUGGCUCCUACUCUGUGAACGAGGUCAGAAUUCUUCAUGGAGUGGCACUGCUAAGGCCUUACGCUACUAAGCUCACCAGGUUUUUGUCACCGGCUUCAGUGUGCAGAGGACUGGGUCCCUAACAUAGCUUUCCUGAGUAACUGCCCUUACUGUACCAGAGAAGUCUCCAUUUGCUGUAGCAUUAUCUGUUCCUUGAAGUACACCCUUCUCAAAAUUUGCACAGACCUUUCUGGUGGUCCUGCGGCUAAGCGUUUUUUUAAAAAUACAUUGACUGGACCCAGUUUGGUGUGACACAUCAGUGGCACUAACAGUUCGGUUUCCCAUAAUACAUCAGUCCUCCCUGUAGCAAUUAUUAUGACCUCCUCCUUUGACGCAUUGGUGUUAUGAAAGCUUGCAAUAAAAAAUGUGGGGUGUUCAGCUACUUGCAGCACUCCUGCUAAGUCACAGUACUGCUGAAAUGUAGUCAUCAGUGGGACGGCAGACCUACCUUGUAGCAUCCAUUAAUACUGACCUCCACUUCCAAAAUUAUAUUUUUA
Molecule: messenger RNA, 1751 nt
Organism: Elgaria multicarinata webbii
Lineage: Eukaryota; Metazoa; Chordata; Lepidosauria; Squamata; Anguidae
Gene: ANKRD29
Product: ankyrin repeat domain 29
Exons: 11
Coding region: 104-1108 (334 amino acids)
Molecular function (GO): protein binding
Source: RefSeq, a predicted model, not a curated record